AAAUCAAACGAAAUACCAAGUUUCCAUAACAUGGGUAUUUACUGAAACGACAAUACAAAUUAAAAGGAAAAAGUACCCGUAGAAACUACCACUGGCCAGAAGGAAAUACCCUGGAAAUAGCCGUUAACAUGGAAUCCAAUGAAUUCUAUACAUACAACCAUUCUGUUGAUAAAUUGAAAAAAAGAGUGAACCAAAUUAAAAGGAAGAUCACAUCAAGACAUGAAGAACCAACUUUCUUCAAGUGACGAAGAUGACUAUCCAUCUUCAAAUAUGGUGCAUUGCUGGUGGCGAUCCGCUUCGAAAUUCGAAGACUAUUGUAGGCUCAAGCUCGGCUUGCCGGACAUUUCAAGCCUAACUCCGAGGCUUAGAGUUCUCCGAGAGUUGGAAAGACUGGCUCUCCUUUCUGAUGAAGGGAUCAAUGAACUUCGUUAUAAGUUGCAAAUGUAUAAAUCAGGUGAUUUUUGGGUACCAACUGGAGGAAUUAAAAAGGAAGAUAUGGAUAUUCCUCCAGUAAUCACAAUUCUUUUGGUGGGGUUUUCUUCUUCUGGCAAAAGUUCUCUUGUUAAUCUAAUGUACAGUGUUCUUGGCCGUACUGGACUUGUUCCUUUUGCUCAAACUUCUUCUGGGAGUACUAAAAACUUCACAACCAUGUACAUGGAAGAGCACAACAUAAUGAGAUCAAUGCAGAGUGGGUUUUGUGUGUAUGAUUCAAGAGGGUUUGAUUAUGAUAAAAUUGGAGAAGCACUUGAAGAAUUGUCAAGUUGGAUGAGUGAUGGAGUCCACCACAAUCAAAUUUGCUCGAGGUCAGGAGAUGGAAAUUUGUUGAAAAAUGAUGAAGAAUUUGCAGCUUUAAGAAGCUGUUCAAAGUUUGUAACGAGGAGAGUAAAUUUUGCUAUGGUUGUAGUUAAUAUUUUUGAAGUUUAUACAGCUUUAAGAGCAGGUGAUUCCGAGAAAUUACAAGCUACAAAACAGCUCUUUUGCUCCCCUGCUUUAAGAAAAUGCAAUGAGAAUCCAAUGCUGAUAUUGACCCACGGCGACUUGUUAACAGAUGAAGAAAGAAUAGAAAGCAGGAUCAAAUUGUGCGAGCACUUAGGCAUAUCAGAGAGUAAUGGAGUAUAUGAUAUUGCAUGCUUAACAGAAUAUGGAUUUCUAGCAGAAGAGACAGACCCAGUGAGUGCAUAUGCAGUAGGUGAAGCAGUUUACAGAGCAUUAUUAAUCUCAGACAGAGCCCAUUUUCCAAACCACAAUCUUGAAGACUGGGCAAUUUUCAUAUUAUCAAGGCUAGUUUCGUUUUUGGGUAUUCUUUUCGCUUUUCUGGCUCAAAUUUGCACUGCGCUUGGACAACACAGGAAUAAAUUCAAGUACUAGUAAUCUAUUGCAUGGAAAAGCCGAUACGAAAAAUGUUGAAAUACGAAAUAAUAAUUUGUACGAGAAUAGAUUAUAUAUGUAAAGUUUCGAAGUUUUAGAAGUA
Molecule: messenger RNA, 1471 nt
Organism: Mercurialis annua (annual mercury)
Lineage: Eukaryota; Viridiplantae; Streptophyta; Magnoliopsida; Malpighiales; Euphorbiaceae
Exons: 3
Coding region: 220-1368 (382 amino acids)
Source: RefSeq, a predicted model, not a curated record